Lagopus leucura (white-tailed ptarmigan) is the source of this 1033-nucleotide messenger RNA. RefSeq names its product GRB2 related adaptor protein (gene GRAP). Gene Ontology annotation, molecular function: protein binding. The record is from RefSeq and is a predicted model, not a curated record. Bases 47 to 757 code for a protein of 236 amino acids. The transcript has 6 exons. NCBI's taxonomy places the organism in Eukaryota, Metazoa, Chordata, Aves, Galliformes, Phasianidae.
GUGCCGUGGGGCAGCGAGCCCCAGGGCCCCGCUUGUGCCCUGCAGCAUGGAGUCGGUGGCUCUGUACAACUUCCAGACGACGGAGAAGGAUGAGCUGCCCUUCCAGAAAGGGGACACCCUGAAGAUACUCAACAUGGAAGAUGACCAGAACUGGUACAAGGCUGAGCUGUAUGGCUGCGAGGGCUUUGUCCCCAAAAACUACAUCAAAGUCAAACCCCACCCGUGGUACGCGGGGAGGAUCUCUCGGCACGUGGCGGAGGAGCUGCUCCUCAAGCGCAGAUACGUGGGAGCCUUCCUGAUCCGUGAGAGCGAGAGCGCGCCGGGGGAGUUCUCCAUCUCCGUCAACUACGGGCAGCACGUCCAGCACUUCAAGGUGCUCCGUGAGCGCAAUGGCAAAUAUUUCCUCUGGGAGGAGAAGUUCAACUCCCUCAAUGAGCUGGUGGACUUCUACAGGACCACCACCAUCGCCAAGAAGCAGCAGAUCUUCCUUCGGGAUGACGAACAGAGCCCAGAGGUGAAGAGACCCAAAUUCGUGCAAGCCCAAUUCGACUUCUCUGCUCAUGACAGCUCCCAGCUGCCCUUCUACCGCGGGGACAUCAUUGAGGUGCUGGACUGCCCCGACCCCAACUGGUGGCAGGGAAAGAUCUAUGGACGCAUUGGCUUCUUCCCCCGCAAUUAUGUCCACCCCAUCCGCAAAGCCUGCCCCACUGCCAGCACCAACAAAUACCCAUAUGUGAAGAAGCAGACGGCUGUGUGACGUUGAGAGGUAUCCAAACUUCUGCGGGGUCACGAUGGGUGGCAGCUCCUGGCCAGAACUCCUCCAGCUCCAGCUCCAGGAAGGCUGCAGUCAGCUGGGACAUGGCUGGGCUCAGGGAUGCUGUGGAGCAGUGCUGGGGUAUGGGUUGCUGGAAGGGCUGCUCAGGAGGAAUUCAGUCCUGCUGGUGCCAUUUGUAGCUGCAAAUUGUGGCUUUUUUGGUUGUUUUUUUUUUUAUUAUUAUUUUUUCUAGAGUUAGUAAAGUGUGUUGGGAUUAAA